AUGCCGCCCUACCGUGGUGCGCCAGCCAUUCACGCCAGUCGGGCUCCGGGUUUGUUGGGUUCCUGGCCUCGCCGUCCUCCCCUCAGGUUAUGCACAAAACCACAGCAGAGCACAAAUAAUCCAAACACCGCUAAAAAGGCCCUCAACGCUCUGCUUGAAUGCAUCCCCAAACUGCUAUCUGCCCUGUACUUUCUGCGCUACCAGGUGGAUGACGGUUUCAAAGCGCUGGGAGGGGGGAGAUGGAAGGGUGACCGGCCUGGGGAAGGUCCGCGGGAUGGUGGCGGUCAGCUUACUACUUACCUUCUUGAAAAAUCUGGCUCUACGAAGUACGGUGGCGUAAUCCCUGGAGGAUUCGGUAGAGGCGAGUUUAAAAAUCGUUAUCAGGGUGGCUACCCUCAGGGUUCUUUUAUGGCCACUGACCUUCAAAAUAUCAUGGAAAAGUAUGCCCAUAGGGAUGAUAUACAAAACUAUUUCCUCGACGUGUAUUCCACAACGGCCAUUCCGCCAACAUCUGGCGCCGACACUCCGAACGUCGCUAACGCUCUGCGCUUGGUGGAGGAUUUCUGCAGGAUAUUUGGAAACGUAAAGAAUGAGGAGGACUUUAAGAGUCAUUUGUAUAGGAAGAAUAGAUGCAUCCAGUGGGAAGACUUAAAAGCACAUUGCAAUAAACUGAAGGAUUCACUUGGCAACAUCUUCAGUCAUAAUGCGUUUUCCUUCACAGGCUAUGCAAGAGAGUAUGGUAAGCUUAAUAAACAAGAUAUCGCCAAGAAGAUGGCCAGUUGGCUGAAGAAGAAUUUGGGGAAGGUGAAGCAGAAAAUGAAGAAAAUUGAUGCUUUUAGUGGCGUAAGUAAUCUUAGGCAACUUAGGAAGGGCAUUAAGUCCCCGUCUUCGUCUCAGUCCACAGCCCUUCAAAAUUAUUUCACCAAGCAAUUUAUCCCCUACGGAUUCACGUUUUAUGCCAACAAAUAUGACACGAGGAGUGCUCCGUAUGAUCUUUUGCAAAGGCAGUGGGACACUGCAAUCCGUGAGCUUAAGAAACCCGAAGGAGGAUUAGCCAAGCUUGUUGACAUUCUGAAUGGUGAGCAGUGUAGAGCAGAAGAGCAAAAAAGGAAAGAAAAUCAACAAAGGCAAGAUAAAAAUCAAGAAAAUGUAGAUGACCAAGAUGAAGAGGAAGAUGAGGAGCCGGAGGAUGAAGAGUUGCUGGACAGUGGAGAGACUGUUAAACUUCACAAACCAGGAGCCGCAAAACCUGUGGCCACUAAGGCCGAGGCGACAAAUCCUACUGCCACUAAGGAUACUGAAGGAGCACAGAACCAGGGGAAGAAGAGUGAGGGAGCACAGAACCAGGGGAAGAAGAGUGAGGGAGCACAGAACCAGGGGGAGAAAUCUGAGGGAGCGCAGAACCAAGGCAAGAAAGUGGAGGGAGCACAGAACCAGGGUAAAGAUCAAGGUGGAGGAACUCUUCAAGUAUCACCAGUUACAGGCUCUGCUCCAGAUCCGCCUUCCGUUGAUCAAGGUGUUACAGGUCCGGCAGGGCCUACCGGAGUUCAACACCCGCAAGGGCCUUCUGGUACAGUGGAUCUGGGGUAUUCUUCGACCCCGGCUUCACAACCUCAAAAUAUUGCAGUGUCUCAACAGACUUCACCUCAAGAUCCGCCGGAGCCUCCACCGCCAGUGCCCCCUCCACCGGCUGCUCCCCCCAGUGCUCCAGCAGGCCCUGACAUCCCUGCUAAGCCAGGUCCUCCGGGUCAGGGUUCAUCGGCAGAUAGCCCAUCAGGUCAAAAGUUUGGUUCCUCUGAAGCCCCUGUGCCUUCUCGGCCUCCAGGUUUUUCAGGUUCAAGAUCUGGGCCACAAGGUGGUCAACAAGUUAUUAAAGACGCUGCUCUACAAACAAGUCAAAACGCCGUUCACGAUUCAAGCAGCGCAGCUACUACUUCUGUUACCACGGCGUCUGGAGGAGGGCCUCCACAGUAUACGGUACAAAAGGUUGCUCGACCAGAUCCCUGUCCUGGUGGCAAGAUGAUGAGUCUUGGCAUACCUGACGGCAAAUUCUGUGUUAGAGAAACAAAGCCGAGGUUUCUGGUCGGUAACCAGAAGAGUCCUGCAGAUCUGUGGAAGAUAGCGCAAGAGAAGCAGAAGCAGCGACAGGAACAGCGAGAGAGGGAAGCAGAGGAACUUAAGCAGAAGGAAGCGCUGCGGGAGAAACACCGCCAGCAGGAGCAGCUGCAGAAUUUAAUAUUAUCGGUUGAGGGAUCCAAUGUUGGCCCUCCGUUGGAGGGCAAGGCGUUGCCGGAUGUCUCCGCCCUUGUAGCGCAGAAACGUAAGGAGGCGGAGGAGAGGUGGAAGAAAAUGCAUCGUAAGGCACUACUACAGGAUGUGCAAUGUAAUGCGUUGAUUGGCAAUGAAAUCCACGAAAAGAACCUGACGCAUCAUUCGAAUAUUAAGGCGUUCGUUACCGGCAGUGAAAUGCCAGAUCCUUUUUUAGAUGCGCAACGGCAGAAGCAAAUCGAUGAAGUAUUCGAAGAAAAUCAAAAUCUUGUGACUUCUAAAUUGCGUGACCAGUAUAAUCAAGGAUUGCGUGACGCCCAAGACCGAUUUCAUGAGUCCAUUGAUGAAGCGAAAAAGGCGGAAGAGGCGGAACGCCAGAAGCAAUUGGAAGCCAGAAGACAAAAUAUCAUCGAACGUCUAAAAGAGCAAAAUGGAGAGAGAAUAAAAGCGGCCCAGGCAAUGCAGGAUAAAAUAAAAAAACUUGCGGAACAAAAGGAGAAAGAUGCCGAGUUACGUAAACAAGAGGAAGAAAAACGUAUGGCGCAAUUGAAAGAAGCGGAAGAGCGUAAGAAGCAAGAGGAAGAAAAUGAGCGCAAAAAACAAAAGGCUGUUGCAGCCAAGCAUCCGCUCAUGCCUGCGCCUAAUUACUAUCGCAACCAGCGGCCGCACUACUAUGAUACUCCGGAAUACACAUCGUCAGUUAUGGCCUCGUUCGCCGACCAGGGUGGGCCGAUGCUUGUAGGUUAUGACAUCCCCCAAGCUCCGUUGGACGGCGGAGCGUUACCGGAUGAAUCUAGGAUUAGGAGCUGGCAAGAGGAUCGAUCGAAGCUUAAAGAAGGCUACCGAAAAAUCUUAGAGAGCCAACAGCGAGCAGAUGAUGAUAUGAAGAUGAGAAUAGUACAAUCGGAGCGAAAACAGAAAGCUGAUGCCGAGAAGUGGAAACAAGACCAAGCCAAUGUAAGCAGCUUGUUCACUGUCGUAGACGUGCCGGACGCCAAAGGCGUACGAAAAGUUUCUGUGCCCGAAGUGUUGACAUCUAUUGGUGUUCCCUUGGGCCACCCUAUUAAGCCGCCCAAGGCUCCGAGUGCAUAUAUGGGAAUUCGUAUACCUCCGGCAGAGAAAGCGCCGCCAAAGCGUAUUACCAAACGUCCUACAGCCAUUGGCGUAGCCAUGAACAAACAUUCACCCAUUUCCCAGGCUACGUUGACAUCCGUCACUCCACAGAUCGCUGACUCAACAAUACCGGCGGAUCUUCGCAUCUCGAGUGCGUUCAGGUCGCAGGCCGAAGGCAACACUAUUUUUGCGCCCAAUCUGAAUUCUUCACCCAUUCCGAUCGAAUACGUGGAGCCUCCACCGCAGAUACGUUUAGAUGUCGCUCCCGCAGGCCGUCCUUCACCCAGAACCUCCGAUCCUUUCACCGACCAGUUAGAUCUCCACAUCGACGUCGCCAAGCCCAUUCUUCAAGACCCUGCCCACGACUUUGACUUCGAUGAUGACUCGACGUAUAUACAGGAUGAUACACUGUCCGACGCUGUCGCUCCAUACAAACCUGCCAUCUCAUUAAAUGUUCUACCUCCAGAGGCCGAGGAGUUACCGCCGCCACCUACAGACUUCGAUCCGGAUUUAAUCAAGCCUAGAACCGUAGGAAUGUGCCCUGUUCCUUGGCUCACCCAGAAACCUACGCACGACGCUUCCGCCGGUAUCCCCGAGACGGAGCUGUUCCCCUCCGAGGCGCCGCGCACGGUCAGGGAUAUGCUUGUUUGGAUGGCAGGACUGCAGAACCCAAAGCACCAAGAGACUUUGGAAAAGUGCAUUCAUAACGCUUUCAAGCGCGACGAUGAUGUCUCUGCCAUCCUCCAACUCCCAGUCAACGGUGCUCAUAUCCGUCCUAAACACGUCAUCGACACCAUCCACCUUGCCGCCGUGUUCGCAGCCUCGGUGCUCACCUCCAUUGAACCCAACUGGAGAGUGGCAGUGUCGUCUGUAACUUCAACACCUAAGGAGUCGGACCAAUCCAAGGACCCUGAUUGCUGCGCCCUCCUCUGCCAUCUGCGCGAUUACGCCUACGCUUCUCACCACCAGUUGGCAUUCUUAAAGUCGCAGUGUUCUCGGGAGCAGUCACAGGGUGGUUGGCAGGAUUGUCAGUAUGGUCAUGCUGUGUCUCUCAACUCCCCCCUCCAGGCCUUCCUGACCGACGCAUCCGACUUCGAGACUCACUUCUUCGACCCCUGCAACUUGUGGCUUAAGAGUCGUGUUAGGAUGGGAUUCGGGGAGAAUGAUUUGCCUAGAUCUCACGAAACUGGAAAGUGCAUUUCCACCAUCUUCACUUCGUCCUGCGGCGGUAAUGAUCCCUUGCCGACGCUGUGCUCUUACCUCAACUGCCUCACCCGGCGGACGCCGCGCACCACCGGUGAGCUUGUCUCCUUCUUCCACAAUUUCGGGAAUUCGCUGCACAAGCAUCCAUCAGAGUUGUCUCGACUGGGCUCCGCCCUCUCCAAUAGACAUGACGACUGCCCGAAGUGGGACCGUCUUGAGACCAACGACCUACAAACCAUUAGGAAGUUCAGGGGUUUCGACGCUUCGAAACACGACAAUGAACAUCCCAGCACUCUAUCAACAUUGCUCGGCUGUGGCAAAAAGCGCGAUUAUUGUGUCGGACAUUUCACGCCCAUCACCUACCAGGCCUACGGCCUCUACUCCCCGAGUUUCGCCUACACCUACCUUAUCUGGACGGUGUAUCUCGCAGACGAAUUACAUGAUUCACUCGAGACGCUCUACAUGGAUUUCGAGAACCGCGUUACCAAGUGCGAAUCUCUCAAUCACUGUGACAAGGCACUGCCCCUCCUCUACUAUCGCGGAUUCACGCCGCCGGAGGGUAUAGGGCAGUCGUCGCUCAAGUGUUCGGAUAUCAUCUCCAAGCUGCAAGUAGUGCUAUCUGGCAAGCUUAUCGCAGAUCUUGUGACCUGCAUGGACAAUUUUUUCUACGGUAUCCGGAAGCCUUUCAUCUACACUCAGGUCACACUGUGGUCUGCCGCGUUCCUCCUCCUCGCUCACACCAUGCUCUACCGCCUGGACGUGCUGCACAUCCGCUCGCACCUACUCACCACCACGGCCUCCCACCUCAUCGAUGUCAAGGCGCUCCUCACUCACGGGAGGAAGCUGCUGUCACUUUACGACGACGUGGAUUACUUCGACGAUGACCCUGGUCAACUCGACAUCACGUAA
Molecule: messenger RNA, 5493 nt
Organism: Babesia ovata
Lineage: Eukaryota; Apicomplexa; Aconoidasida; Piroplasmida; Babesiidae
Product: Ribosome-binding protein 1
Exons: 2
Coding region: 1-5493 (1830 amino acids)
Source: RefSeq, a predicted model, not a curated record